Messenger RNA from Haliotis rubra (blacklip abalone), 1636 nucleotides. Its product is annotated as phosphatidylinositol-glycan biosynthesis class W protein-like. Bases 103 to 1563 code for a protein of 486 amino acids. The record is from RefSeq and is a predicted model, not a curated record. Gene Ontology annotation, biological process: protein localization to plasma membrane; GPI anchor biosynthetic process. Lineage: Eukaryota; Metazoa; Mollusca; Gastropoda; Lepetellida; Haliotidae. Gene Ontology annotation, molecular function: glucosaminyl-phosphatidylinositol O-acyltransferase activity. The transcript is spliced from 7 exons. Gene Ontology annotation, cellular component: endoplasmic reticulum; membrane.
UAUCUCUUUUUAUUCAACCAAGAUGGCCGCGCCCAUGAAACAGUAAAUAGUGAGAACCAAAUGGGGAAGUUUAACUAAAGAGUGUGUUCUCCUGUUUGAAAAAUGGAUGUGCCUGUUAGCAACAUGUCUUACAAGCAGCUACACGAGGAAUUUAUGACCGGAUUGAAUGGGUCGUCGUUGGCGGAAGUUUCUGUACUGACAUUAAUCCCAGUUGGUUCUACUCUGGUCCGUGAUCUGUUUUGUCUCUUCGUGAGCGACUUCACCCAGCCAUGGUUGAUUGUGCUGAAUAUGGUGAUCAUCGUUGCUCCCUUGCUUCUCAGCCUCACCAUCCUCAACUUCACAGACUUCACCAUCCUGGUCUCCCUGUAUACCACUGCCACAGGCAUGCUUGCCCUCAUUGUAACAAGGCAUACACAGUCAAGAAAAACACAGCAGUCAAGAUCUGGGUCACUUGUAGAACAAUUCCUGAAUUUGGAGAUGGGUAACAGACGACCUUUUCUGUCGUAUCUCCGAGGUCAAACACUUCUGGGAACUGCAGUAACCAUACUGGCUGUUGACUUUACUGUGUUUCCAAGGAGAUUUGCUAAGACUGAGAUCUAUGGAACUGGUUUGAUGGAUACAGGAGUCGGGUUGUUUGUUGUUUUAAAUGCGAUUGUCUCCCCUGAAGCCCGGGGAAAGGUGAGCUGUAAAAGCCCAGUGCUGGCCAUGGUGCAGGCUGUCAAAUCCAGCAUGCCACUGGUGGUCAUUGGAGCUCUACGACUGCUUGCUGUGAAGAACAUUGACUACCAAGAGCAUGUGUCAGAGUACGGAGUUCACUGGAACUUCUUUCUCACCCUGGCUUCUGUCAAGGUUUUAUCAACUGUGAUUCUGUCAGUUUUCCCCGUGUACUUGAGUGGCCUCCUGUCAAUCGUGAUGGCUGCUGGGUAUCAGUACAGCCUCACCAGUCUCACCACCUACAUACUGCACGGGGCAGAUGGGCGUGGCACACGGGCGGGGCUGCUCGACGCCAACAGGGAGGGCUUGUUCUCUUGUAUUGGCUACCUUGCUAUAUACUUCGCAGGGGUGGAGAUUGGAAGCUAUAUAUUUAGAAAAAGACACACUGUGCGAGAGUGGGUGUUAGUUCUCUCUGUGUUCAUCAGCAUGUCACUACUGUCAUGGAUAGGGCUGGGGAUAGUCAGCUACACCGUGCAGCCCGUCUCACGCAGACUGGCUAAUGCACCUUACUAUAUAUGGCUGAUUGCGCUCUCUUUCCAAAUGCUGGCCGUCAACUUGGCGGGAGACAUCACUGUGACCUGCGUCCAGUCUUUGCAUACAAGAGAUGGACGUGAGAACAAGAAGUUUGCAGACGACCUGAGCAGUACUUGCCUUCUCUCGGCCAUUAACUACAACGGUCUGCUGUACUUCCUGGCCGCUAACCUCCUGACCGGGCUGGUCAACAUGUCUGUCCAGACAUUGUACGUCCCUCCCUCCCUGGCCGUCACCAUCAUCAGCGUCUACAUCGCUGUCCUCUCCGGCCUCAUCAUGCUGCUCUACAGGAGAAAAAUCUCCACCAGGUUUUGGUAGUGAAAGUUUUUAUUUUGUUACAAAUUGUUAUUUCUCUACCAAGAUUUUGUAAUAAAAUAUCAUAUAUUUUUAA